Molecule: messenger RNA, 885 nt
Organism: Prorocentrum cordatum
Lineage: Eukaryota; Dinophyceae; Prorocentrales; Prorocentraceae
Source: the annotation of a GenBank genome assembly
AUUUUGGGCUCAAGGGAUCUUCUCGGGCCAGCACAGCCCCGCAGCUGCACCUCUCCGUCCAGCAGGCCAGGUCUUCCGCCGCGAAGAUGACGAUGAAAUACCCGGCGGCGUACCUGAUGUGCGUGCUGGCGGGCAAGGAGGCGCCCACCGCCGCGGACAUCCAGAAGGUCCUGGAGUCCGUGGAGUCCGAAUACGACGCCGAGAUCGCUGGCAAGCUGGACCCGGUUCCUUUCGUGGCCCAGGUGUCCGAGCUCGAGGGCAAGACGAUCUUCGAGAUCAUCAAGGAUCGGUUGUUGCCAGAGGGCCACUCGUGCGUGCAGCCGAGGCGCCAGGCUCGGGCGAAGCGAGGCUCGGGAAAAGAGAGCAAUGCUUCGGGGCGGAGCGGCCUCCAGCGCCAGGACGGCAAGGAGAAGCUGAAGGGCUUCGGCGGCGGCGGAGGCGGCGGCGUCCCCGCGGCGGGCGGCGGCGGCGGCGGCGGGGGGGGCGACGAGGCGGCCGCCGUGAAGGAGGAGAAAAAGGUCGUAGAGGAGGAGGAAGAGGAGGACGUGGACUUCGACCUCUUCGGCUGAGCUCGCGGGCGGCUGGCUGCACGGCCGCGUUCGCUGUGGUCUUUCGAGCGCGCGCUUGCAUCGUCGUCACGGUCGUCCCAUCAGCGUCGGCAGCAGCAGACGUUUGGUCUUAAGGCACAGGCGGGAAGCCAGUUGUGCGUGUGUUUUUUUGGUGUGCCCGUUGGCAUCACACGCCAUCGUGCCCAAGGCCGCCCAAAGUUUGUCAGGCCUUGGUGGGCGGCGCAGCUGGACGCGGCUCGAAGAAUCUACCGGAGCGGCGCGCGCAGCAGGUUCGGGGGACCGGUGUUGCACGAGUCUCGGCUGUGAGGGGGCAGGG